Oryctolagus cuniculus (rabbit) is the source of this 1735-nucleotide messenger RNA. The record is from RefSeq and is a predicted model, not a curated record. Lineage: Eukaryota; Metazoa; Chordata; Mammalia; Lagomorpha; Leporidae.
AUGGACAGUGAUGCUGGAUUUUACUCUAAUUUUAGUGAUAAAUUCGGUUGGUUUUUGAUUGCUGUACUCAGGAAGACGCUGACGCACAGGGGUCGCUGUCUGGUGCUGAGGCCCACGGAAGGCAGCAAGGCGGGCAUCCGCCAGCACAGGAGAGCCCGGGAGGGAGCACUUCGCCCGCCCUCGCCGCCCACUCCCAGGCCCCUUACCUGUUCAUCCGGUCGCGGUCAUUCACGCUGCUUUUCUUCAGCAAGAGGAGGUGCUGGACCCUGGCUCCAUCCCCGUCGCUGGCGGCCUUUUGGAGCUUCCGGAGAUCCUUGUGUCGCAUGCGGUAGCCGAAUUUGGCUUCAAUGCCAUUCUCGCACCCGAUGGAGGACCUCUUUGAAGCCCACCAGACAAUUUUCCUCAUCCUCGAGGCUACUAGUGGCGUUUCGCUGCUUCUGGAACACAAAAACACGGCAAUCAACUGGUCGGACCACCACGGUGCCACAGCGCGGCUCCGCAGUCUGCAGUCUCUCAGCUCAGAAUGAACAGCCGUUGCCAAGCAACGCUGCUGUACACAUUCCGCAGUGUGCGCCUGAGAAGGUGGAGGCGACACGCAUGCGCACAAAGGCCUUGUGGGCACAGGGCAUCAGUGCACAAGUGUCAAGUCGUGGUCUCUCACAUAGGAGCGACUCCAAAAGUCAAAGGCGGUGGAGACCCUUAUCCACAGCGAGGUUUGCACUGGAGAACACACUUCCAUCAUCUUUGAAAUCACAGUCACAGCCUGUUGUCCGUGCAUCUGCUAAAUUCCACUGGCGACAGGCUGGAACACCAAGAGCUGUGGAAGGGUAAUAAACUGAGACGUGAAGAUUUCUAAACAAAAUAUGGGGGGAGGUGGCACUGUGGCAUAGCAGGAAAAGCCGCCACCUGAAGUGCUACCGGCAUCCCUUAUGGGCGCUGGUUCUAGUCGGGGCUGCUCCACUUCCGAUCCAGCUCUCUGCUUUAGCCUGGGAAAGCGGAAGAUGGCCCAAGUCCUUGGGCCCCUGCAUCCACCUGGGAGACCCGGAAGAAACUCCUGGCUCCUGGCUUUGUAUCGGCACAGCUCUGGCCAUUGCAGCCAAUGGGGGAUUGAACCAUCAGAUGGAAGACCUCUCUCUCUCUCUCUGCCUCUCUGUAACUCUGCCUUUCAAAUAAAUAAUUUUUUUUUAAAAAAAGGAAGUGUGUUGGGUAGUUUUCUGAGGUAGGAAACUUCAACUUCUUGAGGUUCCAUGCUACUCAGGCCCCAGUUGUAUGCAUAGAUUCCACCCUACAGGCAGAGGGAACUUUCUUUCCCUAAAUGGUGCAAUACUCAGUCAAGUGUCAGUGAUUUUGUUUCUUCAAUUUUUUGGAUUAGCAUGAAAUCCCUUAUAUUUUAUGGAGUAUUGUGCAAUAUUCCAACAGUUACGUGUAGCAUAAAACUGGCUAUAGUUACCCUGCUCUUCUGUGGAACACCAGGGCCCAUUACCUCGACUCAGAUGCAUUGUGCUGCUCAUUACCAGACCUCCUGCCAUGCUCCGUAUUUCACAGGCACAAUUUGUAACUCUUAAUGCUAAAACUGAGUGAAAUAGGAAUAAAUAUGGUUGACAUUGGAAAAAUCAUUUACUGUGUGAUAGAAGCACCAAAACCAUUUGUAAAUUCAAUCUGUAUGAGUUGGAAUUGAAGGACUAGUGCAUGAGGGCUGUUAUGUUUUACUUUUUUUUUUUUUUUUUUUUUUUUU